UUUGGUGGUGUGAGUGUGGCAACCAUUUUGUCUUUCGAUCCAAUUAUUGAGAUUCCUGAAGAAGCAGAGAACACAAAUCUUUAAAAACCAAACAAGGAAAAAUAUAAACAAAUGGAAGCAAAACCACUGCUCAAACCUUACAAAGAAAUGGGCAAGACCGAACUCUAUCACAGGUAUGUCAUCAACCUCAAUUCCAUCCAUUUUUCUAUUUGUUUUGAUUGAAAUUCACAUGUAUUAUAAUUGUCUGAAUAAUAGACUCCCAAGUAUCCAUUCAGUAACUCCCUUUAUCAAUCAUGAUUUAAAUCACUUCAAACAGCGGAGCUGGAAAUCUAGCCGAGCUAGCUCCGCCUUGCUUCAAAACACGUAUGACGGGCUAUACGGCGAACAUGCCACCGGUUAGUCUGAAACACCGCACCUUCCUCGUUCAUCAGCCACCAAAUCUACCCGUUUUAACUUGUCAAACAUUUCUAGUGGGUUUCUUGUACAUGGAAUUGAAGAAAUCAGAGAUUAUCUCUCUUUGGGCAGGCUUGAAAUGGCAUUCACAGAAGUUUGAACAGAAAGAAAUUGACCAUUGUGUUAUGUCAUUCCGGCUUCUCCGUUUUUAGAGUUUCGUUCAAAAUAAAAUUCCAUUUUCUUGGCUUUAGAAUUUGUGCCCAGUAGGUGUUAGAUGAAAUUCCUCAACCAAACAUGCUCCUAGUUCUUUUAGGUAACCCAAAACACGGAAAGAUAUGUCUCAAAUCCCACAAAACACGGGUUAGACAAAUUUUCCAAAGAUCUAUCUACAUCUCUGCCUUCUGCAUCUUCAGCCCAUCAUUGUGCGCACCAAUGGAGGAAAUCCAAGAGACUGCUACGGAGAAAGAAUCUGAUCAACCAAGGAGUUACUGGAGAUGGAGCAAAACUGAUUUCUUUCCAGAACCAUCUUUUCAGAACUGGGCUACAUACAAAACAGCAAUCACUGAAUCUGGGUCAAGAUUCAAAGAUCGUUUCCUCAACCGUUCAACCGAUUCUUUCGAGCUCAAUGUGCUGCAGAAACAAAGUGAAAACACAUUGCACAGAUGCCUUACAUGGUGGGAUCUUAUGUGGCUCAGCUUUGGUUCUGUCGUUGGUACUGGGAUUUUUGUGCUUACUGGACAAGAAGCACAUAACCAUGCAGGUUCUGCUAUUGUUAUAUCAUAUGCAAUUUCAGGUCUCUCAGCUUUAUUAUCUGUUUUCUGCUAUACAGAAUUCGCAGUGGAAGUUCCAGUUGCUGGUGGUUCUUUUUCUUAUUUGAGGAUUGAAUUGGGAGAUUUUGUAGCUUUUAUUGCUGCAGGUAAUAUUCUCUUGGAAGCUGUAGUUGGUGCAGCUGGAUUAGCUAGAUCCUGGACAUCAUACUUUGCUACAAUUAUCAAUCGUAAUCCUGAUUCUUUGCGUAUACAUAUUAGUAGCUUUGCUGAAGGUUAUAAUAUGUUAGACCCAAUUGCUGUUGUAGUGUUAUUAAUAACAAACACUAUUGCGAUGCUCGGUACAAGAGGAGCUUCCAAAUUGAACUGGAUUGCAUCUCUUGUUACUGUUGCAUUGAUUGUUUUUAUAGUAAUAGCUGGUUGCGUGAAAGGAAGUGUUGAUAAUUUAACUCCCUUUGCUCCAUAUGGAGCAGGAGGUAUUUUUCAAGCUGCAGCAGUUCUGUUUUGGGCAUACACAGGAUUUGAUAUGGUUGCAACAAUGGCAGAAGAGACUAAGAAACCUGAAAAGGAUAUACCAAUAGGGUUAAUCGGUUCCAUGUCAAUGAUCACUAUAGUUUAUUGUUUGAUGGCUUUGUCACUAAGUAUGAUGCAGAAAUAUACUGAGAUAGAUGUGAAUGCAGCUUAUUCAGUUGCAUUUCAAAGUGUGGGUAUGAAAUGGGCAAAGUAUUUAGUUGCAGCUGGUGCUCUUAAGGGAAUGACUACUGGAUUAAUUGUUGGUGGGUUAGGGCAAGCACGUUACACCACACAGAUUGCUCGAUCUCAUAUGAUCCCACCUUGGUUUGCGUUGGUGCAUCCGAAAACAGGAACACCCAUUUAUGCGGCCUUAUUAGUAACCAUAUGUUCCGCCUGUGUGGCUUUGUUCUCCAGUUUGGAUGUCCUAUCGAGUGUUUCCUCACUCAGUACUCUAUUCAUCUUCAUGCUAAUGGCUGUUGCAUUGAUUGUUAGGCGAUAUAACGCGAGGAAUGUCUCUUCUACGGUUGAUCGCUGCAAAUUGGGUUUGUUUCUAUUCAUGAUAAUUGGUUCAUCUAUUGGAACAUCAGUUUAUUAUAGCCGUAAUGCUAAUGGAUGGAUUGGACAUAUGAUAACCAUACCCAUUUGGGUUCUUGGGAAUUUUGGAAUUAUGAUUUUUCUUCCUCAGCAGCAUUUUCCAAAGGUCUGGGGUGUUCCAUUAGUUCCAUGGCUGCCAUCUUUGUCAAUUGGAUUAAACUUGUUUCUAAUUGGAUCACUUGGUUCUGAAGCUUUUGUGAGGUUUGGAAUCUGUACACUGGUGAUGCUGGCGUACUAUCUAUUUUGUGGUCUUCAUGCGACAUAUGACGUUGCACACCAGAAGCAAGAUGAUCCAGGAUACGUACAGGAUGCUAACAUUAAGGGGAAAACAACGGAUGAAACAGAGAGUGGAACAGUAGUACAAAGGAGUUAAAGCUAAAAAAGGUGGAUCUUGAAGGAGAUAGGUGCAAUGCAUCAUAAUCAUGCGUCUCUCCUUAUUUCAUAGUAACUUUUCCCUAUCUAAAUAAAUUUCUUUGAUCGAAUAAACAUAAGUAUUUAUCAACGAGGAUACAAUUCAGAAACAGAUGCCUGAUUCACACUCCAUGCCUCUUCCACUGCUUGAUUGGACGCAAAAUAUGCAGGUCGUGUAGGUAAUGGGAGAGUCAUUGAGUUGCAAUUAAGCAUUAGGAUGACUGAGCCAAUGGUAGGUCUAUCAGCAAUUCUGUCUUGAACACAUAAUAGGGCAAUGUGGAUACACCUCAUUACUUCGUCUCUCGGACAACUCUCUUUGAAACUGGAAUCCAGCACUUCUAAAGCUGAUCCUCUCUGCCAAUGCAUCCAUGUCUGCAGGAACACAUUUGUAAUUAAUUUUUUUUUUCUUAUACUUGAUAAAAUUUAUUCCAGGCAGAGAACCCAAACAGUUAAAAUUCACUCACAUAAGUCAGAAGAUUUUGUGCAUCUCCUGAAUCCGUCAUAUAAAUAUAGGUAAUUUUCUUCCCGCUAA
This is a messenger RNA of Papaver somniferum (opium poppy), 3210 nucleotides long. Its product is annotated as cationic amino acid transporter 5-like. Bases 688 to 2640 code for a protein of 650 amino acids. Gene Ontology annotation, biological process: amino acid transport; transmembrane transport. Gene Ontology annotation, cellular component: plasma membrane. The transcript has 3 exons. The record is from RefSeq and is a predicted model, not a curated record. Gene Ontology annotation, molecular function: L-glutamate transmembrane transporter activity; L-lysine transmembrane transporter activity. Lineage: Eukaryota; Viridiplantae; Streptophyta; Magnoliopsida; Ranunculales; Papaveraceae.